GUGCGUUAGUGUCUUGUCAGAGCUGUUAUGUGAAAGGUGUAGUCUUCGUCAUUUUGUCCUUAAACCGUGCAACUGAGCGAUUCCAUUGGAUUUGAUAUCAAAAUAGUUAAAGUGUACAUACGAGUAUAUGCUUAGAAAAAUUGUACAAAGUUUGUGCAAUGGGUUUAAAGUUAUUAUAAGAAAUAUUUGUCUGUAUAAUGAGAAAAAACUUUGCAAUAAUAUAAACGAGUAUUUUAAUUGUGCUUUAAAAGCCGCCCUGUACAUACAUACAUAUAUUAUAUAGUAUAAAGGAAGGAUAUACAUAUGUACAGGAGUUUUGAUUUUAUACCGUUGCAUUUAUUAUACCUACAUAAAUUAAAACAAAAAAGAACUAAAGGGAAACGCUUCAAAAGCUGUACAUUUUCGAAAUAUAUGCAUUAAAAAACAACUUAAUUAAAACUGCACAAUACGGGGAAAGUGCAACAACAAAUGAAAAGGAAAAAACACCAAAGAAAUAAAACAACAACAACAACAAUAUAAAAACUUUCGGUUUCUGUUACAUUUUCACUGCUGUGGUGCACCCAAAAUUAAAAAAAGGAAUUAAGAACUAGCACCAGGAACUCGAGAGACGCCGAGGACAACCAAAUAUUAAACGGCAUUAGAUUAAAGCAUAUCUAUGUGCAUAUAGAGUUGCAGGAAAACAAGAGAAAAACAUCAGAGAGAGAGAGAGAGAGAGAGAGAGAGAGUAAAAAAGAGUGCUACAAGAAUUCAUAAACUAAACUAAAAGAUUGGGGAGCAAAGACAAAAUAAAAAUCCCAGUUCGUAUUUUAUACAAUUAGAAAGGAGGAAGUUGAAGCUGAAGCAGCGUAAUAAAACAAAAGUCAAAUUGUUUCAAAAGGGAAACGGAAAAUACCCUAUACACUCGUCAGUUUUUUCUUCAUUUACUUAAACAGUGACAGUGACAGCAACAGCAACAGCAACAGCGCGACGACAACACAUAAACUACAAACGUGUACAAAUAUAUACGCAAAUUUGUAUGCCUGUGCCAAGAAACUGCACGAAGAUAAUUUUUGGAGUGGCGAACUUGUAUACAAUUGCACGAAAAAGAUAAUGGCAUCUACUAAUAGUGGCCCAAAAGCAAACAAUAACGGCGUUGAAGAGGCCUCCAAUCAUUUGCUAGCUGGAAUUUUGGGUUCGCUUCCGUCGUGGGAUAUGAGUGGUGCACAAGGUGGCAAUCCCUCAUGGGAAUCGACUAAUAAUUCACCACCUUGCAACGAUUUCUACAAUAACUUCUUCAGUACUUUGGAUGGCACAGCAAGUGAUUUAGGUGGUAUUGUAAUGGCUAGAGCGCAUUUAAAUCAUGGUACUACAACGCCAACGUCCAGCAACUCGAGCAUCAGUUGCAGUAUGUGUGAAGUAAAUGCGACCAAUCGUUGUAUUCAGUGUAAUGAGUUCAUGUGCAAUGACUGCUCGCGUGACCAUCACAAUAGUCUCCAAUUCGCAAAUCACUCGAUUUUUCUUUUGCCCUCACCAAUUGGUACAUCACCUACCGGUGGCUUCUCUGCUGGUACAAUGAGCAAUCCAAAACCUAAUCAAUUUUGCGAUUUACAUAAUGAAAUAUUGCAAUAUGUUUGCCAACCUUGCAAGAUGUUAGUAUGCCAAUGUUGCACCCUUUAUGAGCACAAAGGACAUAAGUACUCUUCGGUACAAAAUUUCUACGACGAAUCGAACGAUAUAAUUAAUCAUGCUCUUGAGAGCAGUAAUACAGGCAAAACAUGUAUUAAAGGUAGCAUUGACAGAUCAUUGGCAUUUAUACGACUCGUUGAGCGCAAUUGUGCUGAACUGAGCGAAAAUAUACGCAAAGUCUCCAGACAAUUUAUAAUGGCUAUAGAGGAUGUCGAACGUUACUUAUUGGAAUCCGUUGAGAAAUUGCGCCAACGCCGUUUGGCUAUCUUAAAUGAUCAAAUGGCCGGAUUGAAAUCCGCUCUCGCUGGACUCUCUGAAACCAUGGACAUGUUGCAAAAGAUAUCAGAGAAUUGGUCAGGUAUGGAUAACAUUGAUAUAGCAAAGAAGAUUUUGAAUGGACAACGUCAACUUGAGCAAUUUGCUGCCAUAUACAAAGAUUUACAUCCAAAAUAUGAGGAAUUCGUAUUCGUUCCACCAGACGAUAAAAUGUUGCAGGAUAUACUCAAGAAAGGCGUAAUUGUACGAGUAAAUGAUAAUAAGUCGAAUGUGGUAAACGGUACUGCUGGUAUCGGUGGAUCAGUCAGCGAGCCCGGGGCAGUUGGUCCUACGCCUAGCGCUAGUGUGCCAGUUGCCGGUUUAUCAAUACCAAUUAACACAAACGGUCCAUUCAAUUGUGAGAAUAGUUUCAACAACAUUCCUUCAUCAAUGUUGCCGUUACGUAGUUGUAACGCUAGUGCCAUUGAAAGGGAGCUGGGCGUAUUGUGCAAAUCAUCAAAUUUACGUUUAAGUGCACCGCGCAGCACACAGGCUAUAGGAAGUUUUACUGGACCUGUGAAGGCCCGCAUUUCUAAUACACUUUCGCUAUCAUUUGCCACAGAGGGUCACGAUGAUGGGCAAGUUAGCCGUCCAUGGGGCUUAUGCGUUGAUAAGCUGGGUCACAUAUUGAUCUCCGAUAGACGUAAUAAUCGUGUGCAAGUUUUUAAUCCGGAUGGUACACUGAAGUUUAAAUUCGGCCGUAAAGGUUCUGGAAAUGGAGAGUUUGAUUUACCAGCAGGCAUUUGUGUCGACAUAGAUAAUCGCAUAAUCGUUGUUGAUAAGGAUAAUCAUCGCGUACAAAUUUUCACUUCCACUGGUAUAUAUUUAUCGAAGUUCGGUAGCUUUGGCAAAGAAUAUGGACAGUUCCAAUAUCCAUGGGAUGUAGCUGUAAAUUCGCGACGCCAAAUUGUUGUAACCGAUUCACGUAAUCAUCGCAUACAGCAGUUCGAUUCUGAGGGUCGUUUCAUACGUCAAAUCGUCUUCGACAGUAAUUAUCAAACUAAGGGUCCUGCUUCACCGCGCGGAGUUUGUUAUACACCAACUGGUAACAUUAUAGUAUCGGAUUUCGAUAAUCAUUGUCUCUAUCUAAUAAAUCCAGAUACCCAUGAGAUCUUGUCGUCUAAAGGACAUGAAGGUGAUGGAAUCCAAGAAUUUAAUCGUCCUUCCGGAAUUUGCUGCGACGACGAUGGACGCAUUAUUAUUGCAGAUUCUAAAAAUCAACGUAUCGUUGUUUACAAUUCCAGCUUAAAAUAUCUAUGGAACAUUGAAAUACGUCCGUCGAGAAAUCCCUCGAUGCCGCAUAAUCUCGACGAAAAAGAUCGGACUUGCGACGUUUCUCUUAUGCCCGAUGGUCGAAUUGUUUUCCUAAUCGAAUUAUCACCUGAUACGAAAGAAGGCUCCAAUCCUUAUAAAAGAUUUGUACACGUUUUUUAAUUAUAGUUAAUAAUAUCGCGUACCACAUCAAACGAAAUCAUUGAGUAACAAGCCAAAACAUAUUGUUCCUCUAUCAAUUUAAAAACUUUAUUAAAAAAAUUUGAUGUGAAGAAAUUAACAACUACUUCUAUAGUAUUAAAAGUGUAGGCUAUAAUCAUUAUAAUUGCAUGCAUACAUACAUACAUGCAAAUAAUAUAGCUUAAGUUAGUGGAAUUCAUUUAUGGCAAACCUCCGAGGGUAUUUCUGCAAUGAAAAAUCUCUCAUAAACACCAUUGUUGUUCGGGCAGCACAAAACUGUAUUGUCCUCCAUUUGUGGGACAACAUCAAACCGCACCCCACAAAUUUGAGGAGAAGCUCGCCCAAGCCCCCAAAAAAGGGUGUAAGUCCCAAUUAUAUAUAUAUAUAUAUACAUAUAUAUAUAUUGCUCAUUUCCUUUAAUAUGGUCAUAAUAAAAAAUAUAUUUUUUUCAUAAGUAUGCAGAACUUGUGGUCAUUUAUGUCUUGAGUAUUCCUUAGGGAGACAUAGUAUCGAAGUAAAUGAGCGAUAUGUAAUUAAAGAUUAAUAGUAAUUCAAUAGUAAUCCAUUAUAUUAAGCAAAAAACAAAGAAAAAUGUAUUCGACGCAGGAGUCACACCACUAAAUGUCCUUCCAAGAAAGAAGUAAGCUGUAAAAGAGGGCAUUAAAUGCAAUAGUAACUCCAUUUACUCUUCGAGUACGAAUUAUUUUGUAAAGAGAGUUCCGUUUAAGAAUUGUUUUACAAUUACAUUAACACUCUAAAAAAUUAUUUUAUAUGUUUACUAAUAUAUGUACCUAAAUGGAAAUUUUAUUAUUUAUUGUUCAAAAGUUUUCUCGUCAUUUGCUGCAAACAAAAUAUACUGAUAAUUUGAAAAAAGUUAAAAAAUUGUGGCAUACACUUAUAAUGUUACCAAAAGGUCGUGCUCCUAAAAAGACUUUAAAUAAUAAUGUAAAUAAACAAUAAGAAAGUUAUGUGGCAAAAGAUUA
Messenger RNA from Anastrepha ludens (Mexican fruit fly), 4415 nucleotides. RefSeq names its product protein wech (gene wech). The transcript is spliced from 6 exons. Gene Ontology annotation, molecular function: ubiquitin protein ligase activity; protein binding; zinc ion binding. Lineage: Eukaryota; Metazoa; Arthropoda; Insecta; Diptera; Tephritidae. The coding region runs from base 1090 to 3414 and encodes 774 amino acids. Gene Ontology annotation, biological process: protein polyubiquitination; proteasome-mediated ubiquitin-dependent protein catabolic process. The record is from RefSeq and is a predicted model, not a curated record.